Paramuricea clavata is the source of this 1969-nucleotide messenger RNA. The record is from the annotation of a GenBank genome assembly. Lineage: Eukaryota; Metazoa; Cnidaria; Anthozoa; Malacalcyonacea; Plexauridae.
AUGAACACUACUAAUGUAGAAGACAACGACGUAAAUGAGACUGGAACGACUAGUGAAGGUCCCUCAUCCGGCAGGUGUCCUGUGGAUCAGCAGCACAGGCCCAGUCGUCAUGCUACUGCUGAAGCUAUACGAUUGAAAUGGACGAAAGAAAUCAAUGUUGUAAUAAUGGAGUGCUUUUAUUUAAGUAAGCCGUUUAGCAAAAAUGGAAAACCUCUACGAGGAUACCGACAGCGAAUGCAUAGGAUCUGGAAUGAGAGAGGAGUGUUCCCGCAACAGAACAAAUAAUUUGUGAUAAAGCUAGAGCAAUAAGGAAGAACGGUUGGUUGACAGACAUUGAACUGGAGAGUAUAAAACAAAGAGUGUUAAGUGAGGAAAUAAAUCAUGGAGAAAGUGACUUGGAAAGAGAAGAAGAAGUGGGAUGUGAUAUGACCAUGAAUGGAGAAAUGAGAAAUGAAAAUGAGGAGACAGCAAGUGGAAGGAAUGUACAAUAUCGGGAAGAUACACAGACAACACAGCAAUCUGAGGAGAGAGCAGAAGAAUGUAUUAGAGUUGAAGGAUAUGGAGAGCUAAGUAAGGACGAGAAAGAGAUUGUUGAUAGGAUAAUCGAGAUCAUGAAAGGUGAAGAAGAUUAUAAAGUAUUCACAUUUAAGAGAGUGGAUAGAUGCAAUAUAAAUGAAAUUACAGCAAAAGUGAAUAAGCUAGUAGCACGAAUACAAACAGAUAAUAUAACUGACACAAACAAAUUAUUGAAAGCAGUACGGAGUGUAGUGGCAGAGAAAAUUGGACUGAAGGAAGUGAUUGAACAAACUAAACAAAAGGAGCCAUGGUGGACAAGAAGACUAGACAUGGAUAUAAAACGGCUUAGGAAAGAUAUUAACAUACUAGAAAGGAACAAAAGGGGAGAAAUCAGAAAGGAAGGUAAAUAUAAAAGGCUUGAGAAAAAAUAUAAAAUAAGAACAAAGGGGUUACCAACAGUGACUGAGGAGCUUAAGCAGAGGGUACUAGCGAAAAUAGCGAAGGUAAAGAGGUAUGAACAGAGGGUGAAACAACAUAGACAGAAUAGAAUGUUUCAGAGUGACCAAAAAAGGUUUUAUGUGGAAAUAAACAAUGGUCAGGAAAGUAAAGUUGAUAAAGUGAUACCAGAUGCGUGUACUGGGAUUGCCAGUAAACGUGGCCAAAAACAGGUUUCAACUCACUUUUAAUUAUCAAAAUAUAUGGAAAAUUACAAAUAGUAGAUGUAGGUAAAACACUGUUUUCCUUCGCACGCCAUAUUUGCUCUUAUGCGCAUGCUCUAACUAAACGUAAAUAAACAUCGUCCAAAAGGCGAUCGCAGAGAGAUUAUUGUACAACCCAAUACAAUGCGGAUGAAAGUAUAAAGUUCUGGAGCGAAAUAUGGGACAAUGGAAUUGAACAUAAUAAGGAUUCUGAAUGGCUACAUGAAGUGAAACAGGGAAUCGGAUAUUUGAACCAAAACGAUUUGAAGAUAAAUAAGGAAGAUAUUACAAAGCAGUGUAAGAAGAUCCCCAAUUGGAAAGCGCCAGGACUAGAUGGAGCACAGGGUUAUUGGAUAAAGAAAAUUACUUCUUGUCAUCAAAGGAUUGCAGAACAAUUAGAUGAGAUUUUAAACGGUAAGGCUGAACUACCUCAAUGGAUCACAUAUGGUAGGACAGUGUUGUGCUUAAAAGACCCAUCAAGGGGUAAUGCAGUUGAUAACUUUCGACCCAUAUCUUGCUUACCAUUGAUGUGGAAAUUGAUGACAGGUGUUAUUGCCGAAAGUAUGUACACUUUUCUGGAGAUGAAUGAUGUACUACCGAAUGAACAAAAAGGAUGUAGAAGAAAAACAAGAGGAACAAAAGACCAAUUGUUAAUUGAUAAGUUAGUUUUAAGAGAUUGUAAAAGAAGACAUACAAAUUUAUCGAUGGCCUGGAUAGACUAUCGCAAGGCAUAUGAUAUGGUACCUAUAAUAUAG